Melanotaenia boesemani (Boeseman's rainbowfish) is the source of this 1636-nucleotide messenger RNA. It is a transcript of the gene gpr183a, whose product is annotated as G protein-coupled receptor 183a. NCBI's taxonomy places the organism in Eukaryota, Metazoa, Chordata, Actinopteri, Atheriniformes, Melanotaeniidae. Bases 311 to 1444 code for a protein of 377 amino acids. Gene Ontology annotation, molecular function: G protein-coupled receptor activity; oxysterol binding. Gene Ontology annotation, biological process: G protein-coupled receptor signaling pathway. The record is from RefSeq and is a predicted model, not a curated record. The transcript has 2 exons. Gene Ontology annotation, cellular component: membrane.
UGCAUUUGACAACAGUUUAGCACCAGAGAGAGAGAGAGGUAGGCACACACGCACACAUACAAACAAAGAGAGAGAGAGAGAGAGAGAGCUACAACAGGAUAUUUUGUCACUAUGGUUACUUCCAGUAGAUACUAAUCUUGAUUUUUGAAUGUCAUGCUGUAUUCACACUGGGCAGCGUGACUGGUGUGCUGUUGGGAAACGUUUGUAAAAGCAAAAAAGUUUUGAAAAAGGUGUUCAUGCCAUCUGGUUCCAUGAGACUUUGGGUAGAACUGUAGGACAGCUGUGAGUUAUUGGUUCCUACAAUAUCAAGAUGGAUCCUGACACUGUGCCUGUGACUCUCACCACCUCAACCCCAAAUGAGUCUAAUGAUACCACCUGUGAUACCCUAUACACACAUCGGAAUUAUGCACGCAUCCUCAUGCCUCUUUUCUACUGUAUUGUGUUUUUCGUGGGGUUGUUUGGUAACUGCCUCGCUCUCCAUGUCAUCCGUCCCAAUCUGAAGAAGAUCAACUCCACCACUUUAUACUCUCUCAACUUGGUGGUCUCUGAUAUCCUCUUCACCCUCUCUCUACCAGUGAGGAUAGUCUAUUAUGCUCAGGGCUUCAAUUGGCCUCUUGGAGAAGUGAUGUGUAAGAUCUCAGGCCUCAUCUUCUACAUCAACACCUAUGCAGGAGUUAACUUCAUGACCUGCCUCAGCGUGGACCGUUUUAUCGCCGUAGUCUUGCCUCUGCGUUUUGCCCGACUCAGGAAAGUCAGCAACGUGCGUUACAUUUGUUGUGCUGUCUGGAUGCUUGUUCUGGCACAGACUCUGCCUCUCCUUGGAAUGCCUAUGACCAAUUUGGAACCUGAUGGCUACAUCACUUGUAUGGAAUACCCCAACUUUGAAAAAGUGGACCAUAUUGCUACUGUUCUGAUUGGUGCUGUAUUCCUGGGUUAUGUUAUCCCUGUACUCACCAUCACAGUGUGUUAUACUGUCUUAUGCUCCAAACUCCACAAGACAGCCAAGACCAACCAUUUGACAGAAAAGUCUGGUCGGAGUCGCAAGGCCAUUGGUGUGAUCUGCUGUGUGUCUCUGGUGUUUUUUAUCUGUUUCACCCCCUAUCACAUUGACCUCCUGCAGUACAUGAUCCGUAAGCUGGUAUCGAACCCAGACUGCAGUGAUCUAACAGCCUUUCAGGUGUCGUUGCACAUCACAGUGUGUCUGAUGAACCUCAACUCUUGCUUGGACCCAUUUGUCUACUUUUUUGCCUGUAAGGGCUACAAAAGGAAAGUCUUGAAGCUGCUGAAGAUGCAGGUCAGCAUGUCCUUCUCCAGUGCAGUGAGGACAUCACCAGAAGGCUCCUCCAAGGACUUCAUUGAUGGCAACAAGAUCCAACUCAACAGCUCUUUUGUCGGUACAACUACUGAGAGGCUCUCAGAACGGAGAUCUCACUGGCAUGAAUAAACACAAGAUUCAAGGCAAGACGAGAGCACACAGACAAGAGGUAUAGCAUAUUUUCAAUGGGACAGUGAGCCAAAUAAACCAAGUUGUGCCAACUAGCAGCUAUUUAUCUUAAUCCACUGGAAUGCCUCAGAUUAUUUUCCAUAAUCAAGGAUUUUCAAAAACUUUGACAAAAUACCUAUUGUGUUUUGUUUU